This is a messenger RNA of Pseudovirgaria hyperparasitica, 808 nucleotides long. RefSeq lists its product as uncharacterized. Bases 181 to 651 code for a protein of 156 amino acids. The record is from RefSeq and is a predicted model, not a curated record. The transcript has 3 exons. Lineage: Eukaryota; Fungi; Ascomycota; Dothideomycetes; Acrospermales; Acrospermaceae.
AUUGAGUCAGAUCAACACUAUCUAUCGCUAGUUAAUUACUAGCAGAGAGUCCUGGACCGUUAACAUCUUAUAUAACAAGCCGCUAUAGCCAUCUUAACCCUCUACGCUGCUCCUCGAUCGCCUCCUUACUUUCCUAGUCUAGUAAUUGCGCCAUCCACGCGCUGUCUUCAUUCAUCCACAAUGGUCGCAACUCCAGCCUGCAUUGCUUCGGUGCUACUUGCGACUGUAGCCCACGUGCUCGCAAGCGAAGUAGUAACAUAUCCAGCCGUCGGGUACAGCCCACAAUACUUCAGCUUCGACGACUACGAAGCCCUCAUCAUCGACGAAACGCAACAACCUACACGAUCGUUUGCCCCUCCACCAGCACAGCCUGCCUCUCCGCCCCAGGCGCAACCCAAACCGUCAUCGCAGGACCCUCGACCUUCGUCUUCGACUUUGCCGAAACAGGCCGCUCCGAUGCCAUCAAGACGCGCUGGGACUGCACCUUUACCGGUGCUCCGACCGCCACCACCGCGUCAUGCCUCUUCUCCCGCAGGAAUCCCAUCCUCGAGAGUUACCAGUCGACCAUGUUUCCGCCUACGACGUUCUUGGUGCCGGCGCCGACGGGGCAGACGGUGUUUGAGUAUUAUGAGGUUCAGUAUGCGAGUAUGACGGUUGUGGGUAGUUUCAAGGAUGCGGCGGUGCCGACGGUGACGUCGGGUGGGGGUGGGGGUAGUUUGAUGACUUUGGCGCCGACGGUGGGGGGUUGGGGCGCGGAUGGGACUGGGGUUGCUGGGAGGAGGUGUGUUGAUGGGGUAGUUGCUGGUGU